Molecule: messenger RNA, 1072 nt
Organism: Cynocephalus volans (Philippine flying lemur)
Lineage: Eukaryota; Metazoa; Chordata; Mammalia; Dermoptera; Cynocephalidae
Product: olfactory receptor 5T2-like
Exons: 1
Coding region: 122-1072 (316 amino acids)
Biological process (GO): G protein-coupled receptor signaling pathway; sensory perception of smell
Cellular component (GO): membrane
Molecular function (GO): G protein-coupled receptor activity; odorant binding; olfactory receptor activity
Source: RefSeq, a predicted model, not a curated record
AGAAAUAAAUAUAAAGGCAUAGUUCAUAUUACCUUGAAUCACAAUAUUGUUUCUUAUUUUCAUAAUGAUAUGGAUUGUAUUUUUUAUAAAAAUCUUCAAGUUUUUUCUAUGAGAUAUCAACAUGAAGAAUGUCACUGAAGUCACCAUAUUUGUACUGAAGGGCUUCACAGACAGUGUUGAACUGCAGAUCAUCUUCUUCUUCCUGUUUCUAGCUAUUUACCUCUUUACUCUCAUGGGAAACUUAGGACUGGUUGCAUUGGUUAUUGGGGAUUCCAGGCUUCAUAACCGCAUGUAUUAUUUUCGGAGUGUGCUCUCUUCUGUGGAUGCCUGUUUUCCUUCAAUUAUUACCCCAAAUAUGUUAACAGAUUUUAUGUCAAAGAAUAAUAUCAUUUCAUUCCCUGGAUGUGCAGCACAGAUGUUUUUCGCUGUCACUUUUGGAACCACGGAAUGCUUUCUCUUGGCUGCAAUGGCUUAUGAUUGCUAUGUAGCCAUCUACAACCCACUUCUGUAUUCAGUGAGCAUGUCACCCAGAGUCUACGUGCCACUCAUCAUUGCUUCUUAUGUCGGUGGCAUCUUAAAUGCUACUGUACACACAGUGGCCACAUUCAGCCUAUCCUUCUGUGGAUCCAAUGAAAUCAGACAUUUCUUUUGUGAUAUCCCUCCUCUCCUCACUAUUUCUUGUUCUGACACACACACAAACCAGCUGCUACUCUUCCUCCUUGUGGGCUCCAUUGAGAUAUCCACUAUACUAUUAGUCCUUGUCUCCUAUGCUUUCAUUCUGUUGGCCAUUCUGAAGAUGCAGUCUGCUGAAGGGAGGCAAAAAGUGUUCUCUACAUGUGGCUCUCACCUAACUGGAGUAACAAUUUAUCAUGGGAUAAUCCUCUUUGUGUAUGUGAGGCCAAGUUCCAGCUACACUUUGAAGCAUGACAUGAUACUUUCAAUAUUUUACACCACUGUGAUUCCCAUGCUGAAUCUCAUCAUCUACAGUUUGAGAAACAAAGAUGUAAAAGAGGCAAUCAAAAGAGUAUUUGAGAAAAUUUGGUGUAUGGGUACAGUUUGUUUUGCACAUUAA